This is a messenger RNA of Pieris macdunnoughi, 288 nucleotides long. Lineage: Eukaryota; Metazoa; Arthropoda; Insecta; Lepidoptera; Pieridae. The record is from the annotation of a GenBank genome assembly.
AUGGGUAAAACUUACUCAAUGGAAAAGAAGGAAGAGGAAGUCAUAAUCGCUCAGAAUGGAGCCAACCAAGGUUCAACGACCCACAUGGAAUUCAAGCUGGAAGUUCUAGGCAUCAUGGUCACCGUCAUGUUGUUCAUAAUCUUCAUAGCGUGUGCGGUGGCAGUGUAUAAAGUGUGUGUAUACAAAACUAAACGUAUGUUACGUCGAGAAUUAAUGUGCGCGUCGCAAAAUGUUAGCGCGAGUGUUACACAACAACAGGCGUAUAGGCCUAACGGUUGCGGAGUUUAG